Messenger RNA from Nelumbo nucifera (sacred lotus), 1478 nucleotides. The record is from RefSeq and is a predicted model, not a curated record. NCBI's taxonomy places the organism in Eukaryota, Viridiplantae, Streptophyta, Magnoliopsida, Proteales, Nelumbonaceae.
AUCAUUCCCAACCCGUGUUCCUCACGGGCCACGGCCAAGAGAGAUAUCUUAGAGGGUUUGCGCGACGACCGCCUUUACUCUCCAUAAAACCCGAUCGUCGGUCGCUUCAGGGUUUGUAUACUCCUGUCUCCUGAAAAUAAUUGAAACCAGAGAUUCGUUGUUUAUUCUCUUUUUCAGCCUGUUGGUAGCCAUGGGAACUGCUGUUCUCCGCUCUGAAGAUUGUCUCAGAGAUCGGAUCCCCUUUGAAACACUAACGUCGCCUGUGAUCAGACCUCGCCGAAACCCUAACCCUAACUCUGGCACUAACAUUAGUCCUAACUCUUCGCGGAACCGCCGCAGAAUGCGCAAUCCGUCGGGGUCUCUCGAGAAGGAGAACGGUAACGGUCGAUGCGGAACGAAUGUUGUGAAGCCUCCGGCUAAAACUCUUGUCAUGGGCCAAGUAACUAUCUUGAAGCGUGGGGAGGAGUUGAAGCCACCGAAGGUCGAUGAUGCUGUGGAGGAAGUAAAAAAGGAAAACGAUGUUGAUUCGGUUUUAUGUUCGACAAAUCGUUUGGGUCCGGAGCCUGAAAUGGUUCCGAAGCAGAUCCAUCUCACAGACGCGAAGGCAGCAGAUGGGGAUGUGUUUGCAGGCUCGGUUUUUGCCUCUUCGCCUCCUCCGAGUUCCCUACCUUUCCCUGCCUUCUUCACCAAGAAGGGCGCACCUAUGAACAACGAUUUGGCGACAAAUGAUCUGCGAAGACUUCUGCGUCUCCACUUGUCGUGAUUGUUGUUCGAGAUCAAGUUUGUCGGCCUUCUACACUGUUUACUCGUUGGAAUUAGUGGCCUGUUGAUGGAUCUGAUAGUCCGAAACUUUCGUCACUGUCGAUAGCUCCGCUUGUCGGGCUUCCUUUAUUUUUUCAACAGGAAGCCCGAUUUGUACGGGAGCUAAGGAAGCGAUUAAAGUGAAGCACUGCAGUAGCGCAGUAUCUCUUCCACUCUCAGGGUGACAUAUGAUUAUAUGUCUCUGGCACAAAUUCUAACCUUUAGUUAUUUUUUUCUCCUUUUGUGACCCUUCUCACUCUUUCAUUCCAGUUAACUAUAGGGUUUCAUGUUCAUGUAUAUCUCGUAUAGCCCAAAUUUACCGAUGACCGAUGUAGUCUAGUUUGUUGGGAUGUUGGUUAGUCUAGUUUUCUAUGUCAGGGAUAGGGUUUAUAUUUCUCUUUUUUAUGCUUUUCUUGCAACUUCUUUGUGCUCUGCACUUUUUUAUAGCUUUGAAGAUGGUGAAAAUUGAAUACAGCCAUUUUGAAUAAUUUUCCUCAUCCAACUGAUGACUGAUAUAGUUUAGUUUGUUGGGAUGUUGGUUAGUCUAGUUUGCUAUGUCAGGGAUAGGGUUUAUAUUUCUCUUUUUUAUGCUUUUCUUGUAACUUUGUGCUCUUUACUUUUUUAUAGCUUUGAAGAUGGUGAAAAUUGAAUACAGCCAUUUUGAAUAAUUUUCCUCA